GGUACCGCUACGAGGGCACUGUCGAGGGCGAGGGCAUCGGCCUCGAGAUGGAGAGGCUGGCGGGGCGAAUGGGCGGGACCACCAAGUGGCCCUACAACGACAGCCCCUGUCUGGACGCGGACUUCUUCAAGGUCGUGGCCGACAAGCUCAUCAUGCAGAGCGGCAUACGCCCGCUCCUCCACACCGUUGCGGUCGAGGCGAUCGUGGAGGGCGGUGUCAUCCGCGGGGUCAUCACCGAGAGCAAGUCGGGACGCCAGGCGAUACUAGCGAAGUGCGUGGUGGACUGCACGGGAGAUGCCGACAUCGCCCACCUGGCGGGGGCCCAGUACACCGUCUGCCCCAAGGAAGACUCCCUUGGCGUCACCGCUGUCUUCAACGCUUCAGGCGUGGACAAGCAGCGCUUCCUGGAGUACACCGAGGCCAACCCCAGGACGUACAGGGACUGGAGCCGCACCUGGGCGCAGGAGGGCGACGGGUCGGGCAAGGAGGACAGCCUGCGGAGCCCGUACUUGGACACGGAGUUCGAGGAGGCCCGCAAGAGCGGGGCCAUCUGGGGUUCACGCAGAACUUUGGCGGCUCCUGGAGCGCGCUGAGCGAGGCCGGCGAGGCCACAAACCUGAACCUGGUCCACCUCAAGGGCGUCGACCCGACGGACGCCGAGGACUUGACCCGCGCCGAGAUGGAGGGGCGCCAGCAGACCCUGUACGCCCUCCAGGCCCUGAAGACAUGCGUGCCUGGCUUCGAGCAGGCCAAGCUGCGCAACUUCGGCAUGACGCUCGGCACGAGGGACUCUAGGAAGAUCGUCGGCCGCUGCAACCUGACCGCAGACGACGUCAGGGGCCAGGGUCGCUUCAAGGACUCCAUCUGGAAAGUUCGUGGACGGCUACAACGUGCUCAUCCUACCCACGACGGGGCGCUACUUCCAGGUGCCCUACGGCUGCAUGGUGCCCGUCGGCGUGGACAACCUGCUGGUGGCGGGGCGCUGCGUGGCUGGCGACAAGGUCUCCCACGCGGCGACCCGCAACAUGAUGUGCUGCACCGUCACUGGCCAGGGAGCCGGCGUGGCCGCUGCCAUGGCCGCCCGCGACGGGACGACCACGGCCCAGGUGGACAUCGCGAGGGUGCAGGAGGAGCUCCAGAGGCAAGGCGUGCGCCUCCAGUGACGAGGGGCCUCUGGCGUCCUUCGGUGGCUACCCGAACGCGCCUCUUGCGCGGCGCCUCGGCCCGGUUGGCCGCAAUGCGCCCCAGGACGGCGGUGAGGAGGGGCGGGGAAGAGCGAGGAGGAGCGAGGACGAGUCAGCUGGCGUCUUGGGCGACCGAGUUGAUAUUCUCCCACCCGCGGCGGCCAUUUGAAGGGGUGGUCGAAGGCAAACUAAAAACCCUGACUGAUCGUCCUGUGAUGCUGCUCAGCUUUGCGUGCACCCUCCCGCCCAAGUCGGCGAGGUCGAACGACCGCUGUGGAGGGAGUCCCCAUUCUAUCACUUAUGAAGCCAUGGAGCCUUCUCCCUUGCGGCGGCGGCCGUGGUUCCGCUGCGCAACCCGCUGGGAGAGGCGCCUCCUCUCGAAGAAGAGUAGACUUACAGACACAUGGCUAUCGAGUGCCCUCCUCCUCCUCCUCCUCCUCUUCCUGUGCCCUCCUCCUCCUCCUCCUCCUCCCUCUCUUCCUUCUCCCUCUUUCCUCCUCGCUCCGCCUGAGGGCCAUUCCACGGCGUGGGGGUCAGGGCCCGAGGGGGCGGCCCGCACGUCCCUGAGGUCCCACAGGCCACACAGGUCUAACACGCACCACAGGUCGCGCAGCUCCCACGGG
Prorocentrum cordatum is the source of this 1807-nucleotide messenger RNA. The record is from the annotation of a GenBank genome assembly. NCBI's taxonomy places the organism in Eukaryota, Dinophyceae, Prorocentrales, Prorocentraceae.